AUGCCCACAGAAGAAUCAAGUAAACCUGAAAACAACAAGAAAGAUGUCGAAUGUACAUUAAAAAGACAGAACGCUAAAAUGAAGAAAAACGAUGACGGUGAGCAGAAACAUGAUCAACAUCAAGCAACAGACACCACAACAGCCAGCUCAUCUGAAAAGAAACAGAAGAACAAGGGAAAAAGUAAGGGCAAAAGUGGAAAUAAAGUAUUGUCCCCUGAGGAAGUCGCAAAAGUGAGAGCGAAAAGGAAAGCCGCUAAAGAGGCCAAGAAAGCAAGUUUGGAGGCCCCGGGCGCUGAUGUUCCCCCAGAGUUGAGGUUUAUCAGACGUCCUAUACUGACAUUACAUGAUGGAGAACCAUUGACCGGGUUUCAGUUUAGCUUGAUGACUUACAACUGUCUUGCGCAAGCGUUAAUCAGAAGAAAAAUGUUCCCGGAUGGUGGUGAUGCGCUCAAAUGGCAUCGAAGAUCUCAAGUUCUAAAGAGAGAGUUCAAACAUUACAAUGCAGACGUGAUAUGUUUGCAAGAAAUCGACUAUAUUCAGUAUGAGAAUUUCUGGAAGUCUGAGCUUGAAAAACUAGGGUAUGAUACUCAGUUCAACAGAAAUGGUACGAAAAACCACGGUGUGUCAAUUGCAUGGAAACGUGAUUUAUUUUUUAUGACUGACAGAAUGUUUAUAGAUUACGACAAGGAGGCUUCUGGCGAUAUUCCUCCACGAACAGUUACGAAGAAUGUUGGCCUUGUACUGUCGCUCAAGUUCACGGAGAAAGCUAGACAGCAGUUUCCAAAUAAAACCAUCAGGAGUGGAAUCAUUAUUGGAACCACACAUUUGUUCUGGCAUCCAUUUGGAACAUAUGAAAGAACUAGACAGUGCUUCAUUAUUUUAAAAAAAAUGAAAGAGUUCAUGCACAGAGUCAAUGUUUUACAAAACGAUGCGGAUAAUGACCUCUCCCACUGGUGGCCAUUUUUUUGUGGAGAUUUCAAUUCGCAACCCUACGAUGCUCCUUAUUUGUCAAUGACGUCUAAACCGAUCGAAUACAAAGAUAGAGCCUUGAAAGUGAUACAAUGCAGCACUUCUUACACAUUUUCGAAGCUUAGGGAAGGUAUCAACGAUGGCGAUGAGGAAAAUGGAAAUGUCGAGAAAUUUGGUAAGAAUCAACCUGAAACACCAGUACCUGCAGAAUUUAAUGCAAACGAACAGCAGAAGGAACUAGUGAAAGAAAUGGAGCAGUUACAAAAUAGCCUGGAUAUGAGAGCCAUUUCCUUGUACUCUGUUGCAUAUAAAAAGGUUCAUGCGGAGAAUUCGGGUUUGGAUAAUGAUCGUGGAGAACCGGAGAUUUCCAAUUGGGCACAUACUUGGAGGGGUCUUCUUGAUUAUUUAUUUUUGAUCAAGGAUUGGGACUUUUCGGACAAAAAAGAAGUUGGAUCAUUGAAUAGCUUUGAAAAGGAAAACUCAUUGAGAAUACGUGGCUUAUUACGAAUGCCAUCAAGUGAAGAAAUGACAGAACAUGGCCAGCCUCAUGUUGCAGAAUAUCCAAGUGAUCAUUUGUGUAUGAUAUGCAAACUAGAGUUAUUACCAUAA
Molecule: messenger RNA, 1578 nt
Organism: Zygotorulaspora mrakii
Lineage: Eukaryota; Fungi; Ascomycota; Saccharomycetes; Saccharomycetales; Saccharomycetaceae
Gene: NGL2
Product: RNA exonuclease
Exons: 1
Coding region: 1-1578 (525 amino acids)
Molecular function (GO): poly(A)-specific ribonuclease activity
Source: RefSeq, a predicted model, not a curated record